UCAGAAGGUUACAAAAAUGGUGAUGUAAUAGCAUUGUUUCUUGAAAAUUGUGUUGAUUUUCCUGCCAUUUGGCUUGGAUUAAGUAAGAUUGGUGUUGUUACUUCAUGGGUGAACAUAAAUCUGAAAGCGGAACCACUCGCUUAUUCAAUCGAUAUUUCGAAAGCAAGUUCUGUUAUCACCAGCAGUGCACUAUUUCCGACACUGCAGGAUUUAUUCUCGUCUGGGAAAUUGAAACAGAUGAAAGUUUAUGUCACAGAUGACAUUUGUAAUAUUAAGAAUGGUAUCUUAUCAUUGGCAACAAAAAUUUCUUUAACUUCUGCCGAAGAACCGGUCGUUCAUAAAAAACCAACGUUCAGAUCAGUGCUUUGUUAUAUCUUUACAUCAGGGACGACAGGAAAUCCUAAACCGGCACUUAUAAAGCAUUACCGGUACUAUUGGAUGGCGAUAGGUGUGGCCAAGUCCUUUGGAAUUUUUACAAAAGAUCGCUUAUAUGUGAUGAUGCCGGUUUAUCAUAGCGCUGGUGGAAUCCUCGGUAUUGGACAGACCGUGUUACAAGCUCAAAAGAAGAUUAUGGAAGCAAAGGAACACAAAAUACGUCUCAUGUUCGGCAAUGGUUUGCGAGCAGAAAUUUGGCCCGAAUUCGUAAGUCACUUUGGUGUCCAGAAAAUCGGUGAAUUUUAUGGUAGUACAGAAGGCAACUCAAGCAUUGUGAAUAUAGAUAAUCGUGUCGGCUCGUGUGGUUUUAUUCCGGUGCACCCUUUUGUAAAAUAUUUGUAUCCUGUGCGUUUACUCAAAGUUGACGAUAAUACCGGUGAAUUAAUUCGUACAAAAGAUGGGUUUUGUGUGGCAUGUAAACCUGGUGAAACUGGUGAAAUUGUCGGUGUUAUUAAAGAAAGUGAACCUUUACUAAGUUUCGAAGGGUAUUUGGACGAGAACGAUACUGGGAAGAAGAUAAUAAGAAAUGUUUUACGUAAAGGUGAUGCUGUAUUUACAUCGGGCGAUAUUGUUUUUUGGGACGAUCUAGGAUAUUUGUAUUUCAAGGAUCGAAAAGGCGACACUUACAGAUGGAAGGGCGAAAAUGUCAGUACCACAGAAGUGGAGGGCAUUUUACAACUUUUGAAAUAUGUAACCGAUGUUGCUGUCUAUGGUGUAGGAAUACCGAAUAGAGAAGGUCGUGCUGGUAUGGCAGCCAUCGUUAUAGCAGAGGACGAGUUUUUGCAAGAUGUGAUAUGUAAAAUAACGGAACAUCUCAAGAAAAGUCUUCCAUCCUAUGCUAUUCCUGUUUUUUUACGUUUUUGCAAGGAUUUCGAACGAACAGGCACUUAUAAGCUUAAAAAAAAUCGUCUACGAAAGGAAGGAUAUGAUUUAUCACGUUUUAAUGAUGAAGUUUUUAUUUGGGACUACUCCAUUAAAUCUUAUAAGGUAUUCGAUGAAAGAUCACAGCGCCAAUUGAGCGAUGGUAUUUACGUGGGCAUUUGA
Messenger RNA from Acanthocheilonema viteae, 1479 nucleotides. The record is from the annotation of a GenBank genome assembly. Lineage: Eukaryota; Metazoa; Nematoda; Chromadorea; Rhabditida; Onchocercidae.